AUGCUUCAUGUAUUGGUAGUGAGCGUGCUUAUAAUGAGUGCGAUGGCGAGUGUGGAGCACUGUCCCGGUGGUUUCCCAUCACCGUCAGACGAGACGAAAUGUUUCAAGAUGGUGUCGGAGAAAACGAGUUACGGCAAAGCAGUCCAAGCAUGCAUGGCGAUGCCGAACCACAACCUAGCCGAGAUUUCGGACCCCUUAGAGAAUGACGAACUGCAAUUGUUGAUCUUAGUACAAGGAGCCGCAAUUGACGAAGAAUACCUCUGGAUUGGUUUGGUUGAUAACAAUGGCACUUGGGAGUGGUUAAACGGAGAGAAGUUAGCAUUUAGUAAUUGGGCACAGAGGUUUCCAAGACGAGGUUUUUUCACAGUAUGUGGUGCUUUGAACACGCUGACUGGAGGUUGGGAGAAUCACGACUGUCGAAUGAAGUAUCCAUACUUUUGUAGCAAUCAGCAGUACGGAAAAUCAUCGAUUCUUAGAAAAUUGAGCGUCCUAUUGCGCGCAAAGUCACGCUGA
Molecule: messenger RNA, 513 nt
Organism: Anisakis simplex (herring worm)
Lineage: Eukaryota; Metazoa; Nematoda; Chromadorea; Rhabditida; Anisakidae
Source: the annotation of a GenBank genome assembly